AGGCGGCGAGAUGAGCAAUUCCUGCGAGUGCUGCAACAGAUACUGGACUCAUUUGCAUGGAAAGGUCAAGUGUUUCUUCACGCAGAUGGAUAGACACUCUAGGCAUAGCAUGGUCAUACCAGAGAGAUUUGUGAACUAUUUUGGAUGGAAGCUGUCAGGAACCAUUGAACUAGAAGCCCCCAAUGGUAGUGUUUACGAUGUUGAAAUUGCUGAGCGUAGGAACAAAACAUUACUCAGAUCUGGGUGGGAGGCGUUUGUCGAUGCCAAUCAUAUAGUAGAGAACGACUCAUUGAUGUUCCGAUACCGUGGAAGUUGUCGCUUCAAGGUUGUGGUCUUUGAUUCUAGUGGUUGUGAGAAAGUGGUGUCCUGUGCUCGCAUACUGACCAAUAUUAGUGAUCAAGAACCAAGCACAAAUUCUGCAGACAUUUCGACCAGUUUCAGUGAUGGUAAUACUCCUUCGUCAGCACGAGCACGAUCAGAUGGUUGCCAGAGUGGAAGCUCAGGCCACCUUAGAAAACGAGCAAAGAAAGAUGCAAUAUCUUAUCCUUCGGAGGGUUCGUCAGCAGAAGACAGUCCUUAUGAGCAUGAGUCAUCUGAAUUCGAUGAUCAGACGCUCCCAACGCCUCUUUAUGUGUUAUCAGGGAAUUGCUAUGUAACAGAAGAAGAUGAGGCCAAUAUAUUUGCACUUGCCCAGGAAAUUCAACCUGAAAUGCCUCUGCUUGUGGCUAUGAUGACGAAGCCCAGUGUGAAACCAUAUCCUGAUCUGGUAAUUCCCAAGGAUUACACACUCGCACACUUUCCACACAGAAACCAGACUAUCAAACUACAGCUGCCUGAGCAGAGCAAGAAAUGGUACUGCGAGUUCCGUGUCAAAUCUGAUGGAGGUCGUUGCAAUCUAAAGGAGUGUGGCUUUGCCCGUGACAAUCAUUUACUGGAGGGAGAUCUGUGCGUCUUCCAGCCCAUGAUGAAUCGUAAGGGUAGAACAUUCAAAGUGAUGGUCCAUCUGCUUCGCAAAGCAAGCAUUGAUCAUCCCUUCGGUAAAAAUGGUUUGACAAGCAAAAAGAAUGCUCCAACAUUGUGUAUUAAGGAGGAACCAAAUGACGGAGAAGAAACCCCUUCUUUGGGACAUGAAGAACAUGGAAUCAGUGACGAAGAACCCUACAUGAUGCCAAGGGGUACCUGUCUAACGCAACUGCAGAAGAAGAAAAUUUUGGAGAAAGUUGAAGCCAUCGGAUCAGAUCUGCACAUCUACAUCGCAGUCAUGACCAGGAGCAGUAUCCUCGUCUCCCUAUCCUUUGCCAUAAAGUACUCUGCCACGUACCUUCAGAAGGGGAGCGGGAGUUUGGUGCUUCAGGUGGAGGGUAAGAGCCAGAUAUGGCAUGAUGAAAUGCGCGAAAAGGCGGGUGCCAUGAGGAUACGUGCAGGCUGGACUUCUUUUGCCAGCGACAACAACCUGCGGGAGGGGGACAUCUGCCUCUUCGAGCUGAUGAAAAACGAGGGGGGACUGAAGAAGAUGGUGGUCUAUAUCAUUCCCCGUGAGCUUUGCUAG
Messenger RNA from Triticum aestivum (bread wheat), 1549 nucleotides. Its product is annotated as B3 domain-containing protein Os03g0619600. Bases 11 to 1549 code for a protein of 512 amino acids. The transcript has 6 exons. NCBI's taxonomy places the organism in Eukaryota, Viridiplantae, Streptophyta, Magnoliopsida, Poales, Poaceae. The record is from RefSeq and is a predicted model, not a curated record. Gene Ontology annotation, molecular function: DNA binding.